Messenger RNA from Sinocyclocheilus grahami, 1341 nucleotides. RefSeq names its product histone-arginine methyltransferase CARM1-like. The record is from RefSeq and is a predicted model, not a curated record. Gene Ontology annotation, molecular function: histone H3R2 methyltransferase activity. The transcript has 12 exons. Bases 4 to 1341 code for a protein of 445 amino acids. Gene Ontology annotation, biological process: peptidyl-arginine methylation, to asymmetrical-dimethyl arginine; chromatin remodeling. NCBI's taxonomy places the organism in Eukaryota, Metazoa, Chordata, Actinopteri, Cypriniformes, Cyprinidae.
ACAAUGACUGAUAAUCAGCUCCAGAGCAGUUUCUCUGUAACCCUGGUCUCUCUGGAUGAGAGCGACAUGAAGCAGGAGCUGGCUCGUCCUCGUCCUCAUCAGGGGCUCACACUUCUAGUCCACACAGAGAUGGACUUCUCCCUCAGCAUUAAUGAUGAUGCUGGUGUUUGUGUUUUUAAGUUCUCCAUCACGAGGGACACAGAGUGUUGCCGGGUGGCCACCCGCUCAUUCCUCAUCACUCUGGGCUGUUUCAGUAUCAUCGUGCACUUCACCACUCAGUCUGAGUUUGAGAUCUUCCACAGAAUGCUGCGCUCAUGGCACGAGCUCAGGAGAGAUCAGUCUGUGUUUCAGCAGAGGACAGACGGUUCAUCUGCACUGCAGUACUUCCAGCAGAACAUGCUUCAGGAUUAUCUCAGGACUGCAACCUACCAAAAAGCCAUUCUGCUCAACGAAGUUGACUUUAAAGAUAAAGUGGUUCUUGAUGUAGGCUGUGGAACAGGGAUAUUGUCCUUCUUUGCUGUCCAGGCCGGGGCUAAGAAAGUGUACGCAGUGGAGGCCAGUUCUGUGGCCAAAUAUGCAGAAACUCUAGUGAAAAGCAAUAACUUGUCCAACAAAAUCACGGUUUUGUCAGGAAAGAUUGAGGAAGUUUCCUGCUCAGAGAAGGUGGAUGUGAUCAUCUCAGAGCCCAUGGGCUACAUGCUCCUCAAUGAGAGGAUGUUAGAGAGCUAUUUGCACGCCAAAAACUGGUUAAAACCCAAAGGCAUGAUGUUCCCGACUCAGGGUGACAUUCAUCUGGCUCCUUUCACUGAUGAACAACUGUACAUGGAGCAUCACACCCGCUCUAACUUCUGGAAUCAGAGAUGUUUCUAUGGUGUGAACUUGAGCGGGCUUCAUUCUUCUGCUGUGGAUGAGUUCUUCAGACAGCCAAUAGUUGACACAUUCGAUAUGCAGAUUCUCAUGGCCAGGUCUGUGAAAUACACAAUCAACUUUCUGGAGGCAAAAGAGGAAGAUUUACACCGGUUGGAAAUUCCAUUUGUCUUCAAACUGCUGCAGUCAGGGUUGAUUCAUGGACUUGCGUUUUGGUUUGAUGUGGCCUUUGUUGGCUCAAGGAUGACAGUAUGGCUGUCCACUGCUCCAAAUGAACCUUUGACUCAAUGGUAUCAGGUGCGCUGUCUUCUGCAGACCCCCCUGUUUGCCAAAAUGGGGCAGACGUUAUCUGGACGGGUUCAGCUAAUAGCCAACAAGAGACAAAGCUAUGACAUUCACAUUACUGCUUUGGUUGAUCAGUCUGGAUUUAAAUCUGGGAAUUCACUGGAUUUGAAAAAUCAUUUUUUUCGGUAA